AUGUCGCCAUGUACACACGAGUGCAUAUUCAAUGCGGCCAAGGCAUUAAAUGGCACAGAGUUGAAUGUGGAGAAUACAACCAAGAUGCUGAAUAACCUUUUGGACACCUCACAGGAACACAUUAAUGCCUAUGUGCAAUCGAUGAAGAAUUGUUCGGAUAACGCAGAGAGGCUGAUGAAGCGAAUGAAAAAGAAAGUAUUUGGCUCAGAGGGCUGUUCAAUGCUCCCCAUUUUCAUUGGCGUUUGCUCUGGGCACAAUCUAUUUGCCCAUUGCCCUGAUGACAGUUGGCACAGCAGCAAAGUGUGCGAGGAGGGCCGCGACUUUAUUCUUAAUUGCAAAUGUGAUAAGAACAAGAGUGUGUGUGUCCAGUUUUAA
Molecule: messenger RNA, 375 nt
Organism: Drosophila albomicans
Lineage: Eukaryota; Metazoa; Arthropoda; Insecta; Diptera; Drosophilidae
Exons: 2
Coding region: 1-375 (124 amino acids)
Source: RefSeq, a predicted model, not a curated record